ACGAGUUUCCGAAGUUAUUUUGGAGGCAGAAUCAAUUUAUUUAUUUAUUGCUAAGGUGCACACAAAACAGCCUCAGUCUUGGUUUCACUCGAAACUGACGCAGAAUCGAAAGUGGAAAUAAGCAAGAGGGCGUGCGCUUACAGUGACUCGCAACUUAUUUCCUCAACAAGAAGGACGAUGGAAGAAUAUCCCAUCGUUGUAGAGGGGGACUGGGGACCUGAACAUGCUAAAAUUGUAAAAAAUAAACUUCAGAUUCACUUUCAGAGUAAGAAGAAAUCUCAGGGAGGAGACUGCGUCGUGAAAUUUAACGACAAGAGCAACUCUGCCACGAUUCUGUUCAAGUCAUCUGACAUCCGGGAUGCAGUACUUUCACAAGAAGCGCAUGUUGUUACGAUCGAAACUCUGCAAAUUAAGUUGAAUGUUUACAAACCCAGCGAUGGACAGGAACAAGCAGACAGUACUGUGCUAAGUACUGACCAGGCCUGUGGAUAUCAGGACCCAACUCAAACUUCCCUUCAGAUUGAGUUGGAUGAGAAGAAGACAGAAGAAUCAAGUGCUGUAGUCCUUGAGAACCUUCCAGAUGAUUUUAAUGAAGAUGUAUUGACUCUUUUUGUGGAGAACAUCACCACUCUAACUAAGAAUGACUUUACUGUCGAAUUUAUACCAGAACUAAGCAAAGCAGUCGUGACCUUUAAAAAUCCCAGUGCUGCAGAAAAGUUCCUUGAAGAGAGCGAGACACAUAAAAAGUUCAAGAAGAACAAUCUAAAGGCCCGUGCACUGGAGAGAAGUACAUGUGUGCGGGUGGAGAAUCUUCCAGCUGAGGUCAACAACAAAAAAAUGCUUCUUGAACUGUAUUUUGAGAAAUUGGGUGGUCCAGUAGAUGAGGUUAUCACAAUUCCAUCAGAACAAGCAGCCAUAAUUACAUUUAAAGAGGAAGAAGCCAGAGAGAGAGUUUUGAAGCAGGAGAAUAACAUCUGUGAUGUUCCAGUUAAGAUAUAUCCUUACUUUAAAUCACUGGAUACAGUCUUGUAUGGUGGCAACAGGCCACAUUUUAAGAUUCCUGAACCCAUUACAGUCCGUGUACAUCCUGCCAUCAGGGAGUUCCUCCUCAAGAAAGGGCAGGUUUCCUCUAUUGAAGAUAAAAUGAGUUCACACUUCUGUCUGAUUAACAUGGAUAAACCUGAUGUUUUGCUCAGUCCUGAUCCAGCAUUACUGAAACAGAAAGGAGUCAGCAGAAGACACAUUGAUGGCUGGAGUAAGAAUGCUUUAGAUGCCUUCAAGAAAAUUAUCUCAGACUACACAACAUCUGAGUGGCCGGUGUCACAUGCUUUGUGGUCUAAAGUGGAGACUGAUGUUAAAACAGUGGUGAAAGAUCAGGUUUACACAGAUAUGGAUGUCUCAAAUGGGGUUCUGACUCUGGCAGGAAUGAGCCAUGAGAUAAUUGGUCUGAAGCCCAUCAUGGAGAAAAUUUUGGAAAGAGCAACAAAUCAACUGGAGAGAGAGAAGAACAGUGUGACCGAGAACAUAGAGAUGUCUCCUGCCAUGUACUCCUUGCUUGAACAAGAUGGCCUGAAAAGUGCGAAAGUGGUUUCUCCACAAUUGCGCAUUGAGUACAAUCAAAAACUAAGCACUUUAGUUUUGUCAGGUCUUCAGACAGAAAUUCUCUUGUUCAAGAAUUGGUUCCUUGAAAAGAAAUUAAGUAUGAAAAUGAAACCAUUGAACAUCAGCCACCCAGUCCUGGAUUUCCUGAAAUCAGUUGAUUGUGAUGAAAUGUCCACAGAUCUGUUUUUAUCUCAUAGAAUAUCUGCUGUCUACACUAUUGAAAAUGGAGAUGUUGUUGUGAUUGGGAGCACAGAACAAGCACAUGCUGAAGCAGAGAAGAGGCUGAAUACAGUACUUACAUCCAAAGCCCUCCUUGUAGAAGAUCACAGUGUUCUUCAAAUGCCAGAGUGGCAGGAUCUCAAAAAACAACUACUAGAAUUUUCAACACCUCCAAAAAGAGAACUGUGUCCAUAAACG
Molecule: messenger RNA, 2019 nt
Organism: Danio rerio (zebrafish)
Lineage: Eukaryota; Metazoa; Chordata; Actinopteri; Cypriniformes; Danionidae
Source: RefSeq, a predicted model, not a curated record